AUGCGCGGUCUGCUUCCUCCCGCCUUCCCUCUCACGAAUGGUGCCGCUCAGGUGACUGCUCCUCACCAUGGGGCCCCUUUCCCCACCGCCGCUGCCCACGUGGAGAGCGAGAUCCUCCCCUCCGUUGCCCUUCCCAGCGCCGCUGCGGCUCAGGUGAGCGGUCCUCCCCGUCCCGUCCUCCUCCCGGCGCCCACGGACGAGUCGCCGCGCGCACCCCCUUCUCUUCCACUCCUUCCCACCUCCCUUCUGUGCCACCGGACCGCCCGGUCCUCGGCGGCGGUUCCUUCAUCGAACGUGAGCCUCCCUCUCUCGGCUCUCCACGUCAUUGCUCGGCUCCAGUCUCCGGCCUUCCUGCGGCAACACAUCGCGGGCAUGGUGCCCUCCCAGGCGGUUGGGUGCCGUGGCACGCGGCCCUUCCGCGCGUACCUCCCCUUCCCCCACCCUUGCUGCCGCCACGGUGUCGGCAUGUUCCGCGCUGGGCGCGAGCAAUUCCUCCACGGUUCCGCUCAGGACGUGGGGUACCACGCGCGUCUGCUCGUCGCUGUCCUCCUGCGAGUCGUCGUCCUCCUGCUCGUCGCCGAGCUCCCUCUAGCCGCCGUACUCCCGCUCAUUGUCGUACUCUUGCUCGUCGCUGUGCUCUUGCGCAUCGCCGAGCUCCCGCUCGUCGCCGUAUCCCUGCUCGUCGUCGUACACCGGCUCGUCGUCGUCCUCCCGCUUAGCCUCCUCGUCACUCUCCUCCCGCAUCCGUUCGACCUGCGGAUCCUGUUCGACUCGGCUCACGCCCAAGCCUUGUCCCCAUUCCCGCGGGAGUCUCUCCCUCCCCCGCCAUCGACCUCGCUCAUCCCGUCGCCGCCCUCCCGCUUCCGGGGAGCGGAACACCCCUUCAUCGCGCGGAUGGCGGUGUUCGUCGCUGCGCAAGUGGAACGUGUUCCUCCGCCAUGGCGCGCCGCUCGUCGAUGCAUCGAGUCUGCCACCGGUUCCUACGUCGUGCGUCGUCUCUCUCCCUCGGCGGGCCGGCACGACGGGAAUCCUAUCUGCUUGGAAGGCCGGCCUUCUGGGCGCUCGCUCUAG
Messenger RNA from Closterium sp. NIES-65, 1071 nucleotides. The record is from the annotation of a GenBank genome assembly. NCBI's taxonomy places the organism in Eukaryota, Viridiplantae, Streptophyta, Zygnematophyceae, Desmidiales, Closteriaceae.